AAGUUGAACUCAAAUUGAAGGGAGAACGCACGUGGAGCGACGCUACUAGCAGAGCUCGGGAAUAAGUUUGAGACUCCGCACUAACUUUAAUUAAAACUUAGUUGAUUAGUUGAGACUUAACAGAAUGGUUAACGUUCAGCUCUGUUAAAAAUGUUUCACCCUUCUUUAUGUUACUGUCGAUAGUGACGAAAACUCUUUCAAGAGCUUUCUUGAAAAUUUUGAACUGAAGGAUAUUUAGUUUGAAACUUUCUGGCACAAUUGAGACUGGGCAUGCGCCUGCUUUAGUGAUUCCAAAUUCAAAAUCUGGAGUCUCUCUGUGAGCAAUACCUAAACAGAGUGACCCGCACCACAGGGUGAAGAAUCUAGUCAUCAUGGUGGACAAGGGACCGUUACUGACUUCGGCUAUAAUUUUCUACCUGUCCAUCGGGGCAGCAAUAUUUCAAGUCCUCGAGGAGCCCAACUGGAAGACCGCCGUGAACAAAUACAAAGACGAAAAGAAGGACAUUCUCAAACGCUACCCCUGCCUCAAGAAAGAUGAUCUGGACUAUAUUUUGGAGAAGGUGUCUGAAGCUGCUGGACAGGGUGUCACCAUCACAGGCACUGAGCCCUUCAACAAUUGGAACUGGCCUAAUGCUGUCAUCUUUGCUGCUACAGUCAUCACUACAAUAGGUUAUGGAAACAUCGCUCCCAAGACGCCUCAAGGCAGGGUCUUCUGUAUCUUCUACGGGCUCUUCGGCGUCCCUCUGUGUCUCACCUGGAUCAGUGCGCUGGGCAAGUUCUUUGGAGGGAGAGCCAAACACUUGGGUCAAUACCUGACCAAGAAAAGAGUCUCUUUGAGAAAGGCCCAGUUUACCUGCACUGCCUUGUUCCUCCUCUGGGGGGUGGUGAUACACCUUGUGAUUCCCCCCUUUGUCUUCACCGCGUUUGAGGGCUGGACCUACAUCGAGGGGCUUUAUUUCUCCUUCGUAACCAUAACGACCAUCGGCUUUGGGGACUUGGUGGCAGGUGUCAACCCAACUAUUGUGUACCCAGCUCUGUACCGCUACUUCGUGGAGCUAUGGAUCUACCUGGGCCUGGCCUGGCUGUCACUGUUCUUUAACUGGAAGGUGAGGAUGUUUGUCGAGGCCCACAAGGCCCUGAAGAAGAGGAGAAGACGCCGAAAGGAGUCUGAGGAGGAGAUGCGCCACUGCAAGGAGGAGAACAAGAAGGCCCUGCACCUUGCGUGCAACGCCAACGACGCCAACAUUUUCAAGUUCCUGUCCAAGAAGGAGGAGGGCUACAAUGACCUCAUCAAGCAGAUCGGCGUUAAGAACGGAAGUGCCGGCCGGGGGGACGGCGGCAGCAAUGUCCGCAGCAAGAGCUGCAACGGCAACGUCAACGAGAUCCUGAAGUUCGACAGCUCGCCCCGCCAGCGCCGCCGGCACAGCUUCGGCGACAGCGUCCUGUUCUCCAAGAGGAGGUGCCUCCUGACGGAGGAGGAGGAGAACCGGGAGCUCCUGCCCGACCUGAGCGGGAAGAUGGACCUGGAAAUGCGGGAGCAGGCGUACGAGAACCAGCUGGACAAGGAGGGCAGAGAGGGCAGGUACGGCUGGGCCUGCAAGGAGUACCAGGCCCUCAUCUUCCAGAACGCCAACAUCACCUUCAUUGACGAGGAGAACCUGCUGAACGACGACUCCAAGACCAAAAUCUCGACGGACGAGAAUGUCGAGUCGGAGUCGGACUCGCGGGAAGAGAGGGCCUCGGAGUCAGAGGGCUCCGUUUUCACCAUAGACAGCUCGGACCGCUCCCUGUCCUACGAGCAGCUGGUGGAGGAGUACUCCAAAGUGGACAACACGGACAUCCCUACGUGAGCCCCGGAGUGGGUUUCAAUUAUUGAUGAUUGAUUUAUUCUGCUUUUUGGACCUAACAAGAGACUUUCUCACAAUCUGCCAUGUUGAAAUGAGCAAGAAGAGACCAAUACUGUAUACGCAUUAAAAAACUUACUGGUACUAAGCCCAUGCGCGGUUCUGUGCGCAGUCCAGUCAAAUGAGUUUAACAUGUGAAGGCAGGAAAUGGAAAAUCAGUCUGUCAGUCUUCAAGAUACCAGUGUUUUUGGGCCUAGUAGAGCAAAACUUCCUGUGAACUUGUAAUCCAUAGAAGAUCCAUAUCCGAGUCUGGUUGCCCUGGUGGCCAGCUCAUAAGGGACUCAUGGGUUUUAAGAAGGACCUGAAGUGGGGGGUAAAUGCAGCUUCAUCCUGCUUCUAGCGUUUUUUAUUAAUCAAAAGUUUUAAUUGUCCUUAUGUGGACCUUCUAGGAUCCAAACAAUUUCCUGUUUUCUCCCAUGUCUUCCACUGUGGAGUUCUACGCAGAAAUGGGAGAACUUGACUUCUGCGCUUUUGUUUUAGAUGAGGGACCAACCAGGCUGUGUCCUCCACUCAAGUGCCAAGAGGACAGCCAUUAGGAGUGUUCCCGGGUGCAGAAUAUCCAUUCACCAUAUUGGUGCAUCUUGAAUUAUUUCUUGAAGGAAUAAGUCUGUCAUAAUUGUGUGGUGUGCAGGAAUUUCUUCUGCUCUGGUUCUGAGCUCUAGAUCAAGGACUGUAAUGGCCUCGGGGUGCUUUGAUCUCGGACUGUUCGCAAGGCUUGGAUUCUUGCACCACUUGCUGCGCUAACCAAAUUGUCGGUUUCUCCCAUACACUCCUGUUUCUUAUCCACGGUGUACCGCGCUUCCUGGAACUGCUGCAUGUGUUCCUGUUUUUGUAACACUCUGGUUGCGACACUGGUGUCUGGGCUAAGAUUCAGUGGUAGAACUAGUAGACACCCGCUGUCUUUAAAGUCUUAAGUAUGUCGUCCCUUCCAAAAUGGGAUGAGAUGGAGAGACAGUCUUGUGCUUGGUCAUGCUGGGAUUGCGAUUCAAAUAGGUGGACUGGCACACUAGUCCUCGUCUCUUCUGGUUUUUACUCCAGCUGAGGUGAUCAAACCUAUUCACCCUUUAGUUGACCUAGUUGCUUUAAAGUCCCUUUAGCCUUUGAAAAUCUAGAGAAGUUUGGAAGUUAGCAGUAACUUUGUUUCAGAAUUACCUUCUUAUUAUUUUUGCUUAUUUCAAGAUGGCGUUUGAACAGUGGGUCACAGUGGACUAUAAGUGCUUGUAAUGUGGGUGUUGGAGACUUUAUAUCAAUAUUUAAUAACUGAUUAUCGGUUUCCCGUUGUUCCCACUGAUAUAAGAAAGCAAUCCUUUAAUCAUUGGAAAUAGUUUCAGACAUAUCCUUCAUAUGUGUUAUUUCAAAGAAACACUGCAAACAGUACUAUCAAGAACAGAGAACAUUUUUAAAAAUUAAAAGGUGGUUCAAUUAAGACUAUAAGCUUAAUCAGUAGCCUCAGCUGGAGCAAAAACAUGACUACUGAUGUGACUUUGUUUUUUUAGAUUUGCACAAAGGCUUGUUGAAAAAUAGACCAGCCCUGCCAGGUGAUCCAUUAACAGUGAUGCCAUUGCUCGGUGCAAGCAUAAGUGCCUUACGUUUAGGAUUCAGACUCGCACUUUCUUUGUAGUGCCAAGUGAGGUGAUUCAGUCAUCACUGCCUCUAGCAAGGAGACCUCUGUCUUUUUUUGGGGGGGGGGGGCUUUGUGAAGGCAGAACUAAACAGUACAUUUUCUGGUUAAACAUUUUGAAACCCUUGUGUUUGAGUAAGAGAUUAGGUGCUCUUUCCUUGCGAGUGGAAGUGCUGAACUACCUGUUUUUUAUGUCAGAGUGACACAAUUACUGAAAGUGAAAAACGUUACUGCUUUUGUGAGCAGUGGAUCAAUUCUUUUAUACCCCUUUUACGUUGUUCCCAGUAGUUUCUUUUUUUGAACAGUUCACCUCCUGAAGAAACGAACCUGUUUUGUUUCAAUUUGUGCCAUCAAGUGCUGUAAAACGGUUGCUUAUGCAUUGCAUCAGUUUUGCUUCUGAUGUGGACUGGGAGUUGCAUUCAGGCUGAAACACGUUUUUGCAUGUUAUACUUGUUUUUCGCUUUGCACGGAGAGCUUGGCAGCAUGGAAUUUCUUACAUUUGUGUGAGAGGUCAAGCUCGGUGCGCGGCCUGUAAUUAAAUUAUUGCAACCAUCUCCAACAGAAAGAGCAGACUCCCCAUCUGCAAGAAUCCUUCUUCUAUUUUUAGCACAGAAGCCCCUUCCACUCCACUACUUCUAGCUUUUAUUAAAAUCACAGGUUUCCCUUGUGAGUCCCGGAAAUGAACAGGAUGAACAUGUGCUGGAAAAGCAUGCAAGCUCAUGACCAUUCCUUCAGUGACUGAGUGAUAGCAAAUGCUGUGGAAAUGUUUAAGAUUGUAGUUAAAUGGUUGCUUACUUACAGCUGUCAGCUUUGUACACUGCCUCAUCAGAACAGGAAGUCUUGCUGCAGUUGUAAGGCAAGUAAAACCACAACCUCAAAGUGGAACAUUUCUUACAGUAUAUUUAGUGAUUAGUGUGAAAUGGACAUUUUUUGGUUUUUGUUUGUUUCUGUUUGCUUGUAUCUUUUGUGAAUUAAUUGAUAUAUUCCUGGUCCUAACAAGCUUUCCCCGUGUCAUGCUUUCAUGUUCACUUUGCAAAUGCAAUCUUAACAAAAUCACAAGCCUUAUUUCAUAAAUAAGGCUUGGUUGUUCAGUGGUUUAGCCAAUAGUGCAAAGAUGUCGCUGAACAAAUUCAGUGAAAAUUCCUGUAGGAACUUCCUUACACUCCACGUAGCAUUCAGCUGCCUAUCUGCAACCGAACUUUGAAAUUGGAAAGAAAUCAGGGAAUGAUUACCAGGGGAUAGUAAAGGUACAUCAUUAUCAGGCAUGAAUACGUUGAAAAGAGGUGAUUUGACUGGACUCCUUUUCUGUGUCAAGCACUGCCAGAAAGGCCCCGAAUUAGCAGGGUGAAGUGAUAUUUGCUUGCUUGAAACCGAGCCAUGGGAGUGUACAGCAGCCGAAUAAACCCUUUCAGAUCCCGGGCCCAUGGGGAGGCAGUCAGUUUCGAAAACAAGUGUGCUUUCUUAAGUGGAGCACGAGGAUACAUGUAAACGAAAUAAAUAAAAAUGCACAUUGACCCACACACAACCACGCAACUCAAGUGCCGAGAGUUCAGCCGCCGUGGUGCGACAGCAGUUUGACUGCUGUCCCUUUGGGCCAUUUUAUUCCAUUUUUCAAUAAGGCCUGCUUAAGGAUCUGAGAUCUGCUGACAACAAGUCCCCUCAAAGCUUGUGAGCAGGAUAAUAAAAAUGGCACUCAAAGCCAAACGGAAGUCUCAUAAUCUAAAACGAGAAGGAAAUGUAAAAUCCAGAAUGUCGUUGUGUGCUUCUGGUGUAUGAGUGAUUACACUUAUUGGAAAUCACUGUAUUUGUAUACCACUGGAGAGGAAAAGAACCCUUAAGCUCCACAUAAUGACAGGCUAAUGAGCAAUGUUUUUUUUUGUUCAGUUUCUACAGGCGGUGGUUUCUGUAUCGAUUUGCACAGCUGAUCGAUGCCACUGCGUCCCCAGUGCGGUGGAAAAUCCAAACCACCGGUGGCCUUCAGAGUCGUGAAAUUCCAAUCCGAGCCACGGGUUUUAAGCUGCUGAGGUUUAAAAUGUACAGAAGAAAGUUUUAUAAACGAGAGGAGGCCGUUUGGUCCUUAGCUCGUUUGGAUUUUAGUAACUAAUUGAACACUUGUAAUACUGUAAUUCUGCUCUGGCUAUGAUAUCAUGGUACCAUAUCUUAUAGGAUUAUGCCAAGAGUCUCUGCUUCUUGAACAGGAGCCAUCCUUAAUGAUUAUAUCUCCGCUUCUGCAUAGCAGUGUUAACAAAGCCCUUUCUCGGAGUCGAAGUCUCGUGUGCGUUUGUGAUUUCUCAGGUGCCCAUCUUAGGGCACAUCUUACCAUGUCACUUUUACUUUGGAUAAAAGCCUGCUCAUGAUUUUUAAGUAUCCAGUCUUAAAUCAGCUUUAAAAAAAAUGUAUAGGUACUGUUGAGGGCUCUGAAUGACAUGAAAACGAAAGGGUUUUGAUUCUUGGAGAGCAUGUGAUGUUGGUCUAGCAAAGUUUUUUUUUUCCACAACUCCAUUAGCGUAAAACGUACUCCGGCGUAUUUGUUUUGCUGUUGUGGUUAAUCUGAAUUAUUUAUCAUUGGGGAAAAGUGUUCUGUACAUAUUGAAUGGCUUUUUAAAGUAUAAUUUAUUUCAAUAUUUUAAAUAAACUUUUUAUAAAAUGUG
This is a messenger RNA of Lepisosteus oculatus (spotted gar), 6176 nucleotides long. It is a transcript of the gene kcnk5a, whose product is annotated as potassium channel, subfamily K, member 5a. The record is from RefSeq and is a predicted model, not a curated record. Gene Ontology annotation, biological process: potassium ion transmembrane transport; stabilization of membrane potential. Gene Ontology annotation, cellular component: plasma membrane. Gene Ontology annotation, molecular function: potassium ion leak channel activity; outward rectifier potassium channel activity. Lineage: Eukaryota; Metazoa; Chordata; Actinopteri; Semionotiformes; Lepisosteidae.